This is a messenger RNA of Melopsittacus undulatus (budgerigar), 845 nucleotides long. It is a transcript of the gene TAF13, whose product is annotated as TATA-box binding protein associated factor 13. Gene Ontology annotation, molecular function: protein heterodimerization activity. Gene Ontology annotation, cellular component: transcription factor TFIID complex. Gene Ontology annotation, biological process: transcription by RNA polymerase II. The transcript has 4 exons. Lineage: Eukaryota; Metazoa; Chordata; Aves; Psittaciformes; Psittaculidae. The record is from RefSeq and is a predicted model, not a curated record. The coding region runs from base 1 to 375 and encodes 124 amino acids.
AUGGCUGACGAAGAAGAGGAUGCGCCGUUCGAAGAAGACGCGGAAGAAGCUGGAGGUGGCUUGGACGGUGGACAAGGCAAGAGGAAGAGGCUCUUCUCCAAAGAAUUAAGAUGCAUGAUGUAUGGAUUCGGGGAUGACCAGAACCCUUACACAGAGUCAGUGGACAUUCUUGAGGACCUGGUAAUAGAGUUUAUCACAGAAAUGACACACAAGGCCAUGUCAAUUGGGCGGCAGGGUCGUGUACAGGUUGAGGACAUUGUCUUUCUGAUACGCAAGGACCCCCGGAAGUUUGCCAGAGUUAAAGACCUCCUAACUAUGAAUGAAGAACUAAAACGAGCCAGAAAGGCCUUUGAUGAAGCAAACUAUGGAUCCUGAUUCUGUGCACAAGCUGUACUGAGGUAUUACUUGGGCACUUGCUGCCCAAAAGGAAGGAGCAUCAUGCAUGUUGUUUGGAGGAACUCUUCAGGAUAGAGGUCAUUGCUGGGAUGUUUGCCCUCACUCCCAGCCUUUUCUGAGAAGUAUUCAAGCAGCUGGAUGUUACCUGAUUAUAUGUGGUAUACUUGGGCAUUUUUGUAUUGGUCUAGGAGUUGAGAAAAGAGCUCUACCGAUUCUUGUAAUGGCAGAAAGUCCAAAGUAAAACUGUGUUGAAUCAGAUAUCUAAAGGGCUAAUUAUGCAUGAUUCUGUACCACUGUUUCUUACUGCUGGGUAUUCUUGACAGGAAACCCAAAAAAUGGAUCUCAGUUAACAAGACAACUUGUCUUCAAGCCCAGUCUCCUAUAGGAAUUCUGCUCUUUGCUCUGUACAUGCUCUUUGAAUAAAAUAUUUUGUUUGUCCCCACUUCUCA